AGAAAGCACAGAAAGCGCAACUUUUGGGAGGGAGAGAAAGAGAGCGCGAUAUAGAGAGACAGAUCGAGAGAGAAGAGAGAGAAAGAGAAAUAAAGUUCAGGCACCAGUGCAAAAGGACGUGGAGCUACACAAGAGCCAGCUGCUUUUUACACAUUUCAUACUGAACGCAAACGCAUCCUGGGAGGACUUGAUGUGCAUCACAAUCUUUUAUAUAUCUUAACAAACUUACAAGGAUUUUUGUUUUCCGGCUUGUUUUCUUCGUUUAGUCGAGUGCUGCGCAAAGCUUCCAAAUCAUUGUGAUGCGUUUAUUUUACAAGGAUUAAUAAACAUAUUGCGCACUUUUUUUGUUUGUUUUUCAAGCAUCAGCUUACGUUUAAUCACAUCUAAUUGCGCACUCCAUAAUUCUUUAAUGAAUUGAUGGGGAAGAAACUCCCGGUUAUGCAGACUCCUUAAGUCAACGUCGCUUUUUUUCUUUUUUCUUUUUUAAUGCCAUGGAAGGAUCCAGCGCGUCCAGUUUUGGAAUAGACACCAUUUUAUCUUCCGCCGGUUCCUGCAGCUCGGCGCUCGCGAUGAUGGACGGAGACUUCCGGGCGGCGGAUUUCCGGAGCCGCGCGACGCCUUCGCCCUGCUCGGAUGUAGACACGGGCGCAAGGAGCCCUUCGUCCCCGAUCUCUGUCACUGCGGAGCCGCCUGAACCGCAUCCGGUGCAAGACGGCCUUCAUCAUCAUCUCCAUCAUCACCAUUAUCAUCCGGUGGCCCAAAAUCCGGCCGCAUGCGCCCCGCGGACCGCCACCUCCUCUUUUUUGAUCAAGGACAUUCUGGGCGACGGGAAGCCGCUGGCAGCGUGUGCGCCCUACAGCGCGAGCCUCGCACCCUCCCCGCAGCACCAGCGUCAGCAUCAUCACGCUCCGAAAGCAGAGAGCGCGGACUGUCUCACCCCAAAAGCGGAGCACGACGAACACGGGGGGAAAACAGAAAAAAGAGAGGACAUUCACAACGACACAAAAUGCAACGGAACAAAAGAAGAGGGUGAUCGGGAAAUCUCGAGCUCCAGAGACAGCCCUCCUGUACGCGCUAAAAAGCCGCGGAAAGCGCGAACAGCCUUUUCGGACCAUCAGUUGAACCAACUGGAGCGCAGCUUUGAGCGCCAGAAGUACCUGAGUGUGCAGGACCGCAUGGACUUGGCAGCGGCGCUUAAUCUCACCGACACACAGGUCAAGACCUGGUACCAGAACCGACGGACGAAGUGGAAGCGGCAGACGGCGGUGGGUUUGGAACUGCUUGCGGAAGCAGGCAGCUACUCGGCGCUGCAGCGGAUGUUUCCUUCACCAUAUUUCUACCCACCCGGGCUUUUAGGCUCUGUGGACGGAACAGCAGCAGCGGCGGCGGCGGCAGCAGCGAUGUACAGCAGUGUGUAUCGGAACAGCGCACCGGCGCCGCAUCCCGCAGCCACUCUGCACAGACCGCUCGUGCCGCGCGUGCUAAUUCACGGCCUGGGCGCGAGCGGGCAACCGGCACUCAACCCGCUGGGGAACCCUGUUCCUGGCACGCCGCAUCCUCGGACACGAAGCGCUUUUUCUCCAAGACAGAACACUAAAAUACCGUUUUAUCGAAGAACAAGAAGACGACGAAGUGUUAUUAUUUAAUAUGGACCAUGCAUUUCUGAGUUCUGGCCUUGCACACAAAAGGUGACUGUUCACAUGACGGAUUGUUGUUUUGAUUUUUUUUUCUUUUUUGUACAAAUACACUUAUACUACUAAAUAAAUGUAAAUUUUAUUAGAGGCGCAGAAAAAGGUUGAAUAAAGACAGAAUACUAAAAGCAAAAGUUAUAUGGGAUGCUUUUUAACGAAAGUCGUUUACAGAAAUUACAAUUUCACUCUUUAAAAAAGUCAGGUACGUUUAUUAACAAUCUGAUAACAUGUUCAAUUAAUUUCAAAUGAAAUCAAAACAAUUCAUAAAUAAAUCUACUUACGCAAAUGUAUUGUUCCCCUGCAAAUAAAUCGAAUGACUUCAAACACCACGGAAUUAGGUUUUGUAAACUACACAUAACUUUUUAAACAUAUUUUAACUAUUACAUUCCUGCUAAAUCUUUUUAAACAAAGUUAAACGUACUUUAUUUCUGGUAUUUUUUUCCCAAACAAAUUAAAUGAACAUGAGUUUGAUGCAAUUAAAAAGAAUCGGUUUAUAGAAUUCAGUCCAUUCAGAGCAGACUUCAAAGCUAAUUAAAGUUCAUUUCAUCUAGUCAGCUAACCACAGGAUUUUUGCAAUUAUGAUACCAAGUAAAUAUGUUUGGGUUUUUUCUUUGCUAGUUGCUGAGGAUUAUAUAAGAUGUAUGAAUAUGAGUCGGAGACAUGGGCCUACUGUUUGGACAGAGAACUGCGGGUUCUGUUCUCCUUUAGCUUUAUUUUAAACAAACAACUUCAUUACCACAUCAUUUCAAAGCAACGCAUUCUGGCUGAAAUUUAUUCUGAAACAAACAAACAAAACAACAACAAC
Messenger RNA from Tachysurus fulvidraco (yellow catfish), 2496 nucleotides. It is a transcript of the gene barhl2, whose product is annotated as BarH-like homeobox 2. The transcript is spliced from 4 exons. Gene Ontology annotation, biological process: regulation of transcription by RNA polymerase II. Gene Ontology annotation, cellular component: nucleus. Gene Ontology annotation, molecular function: DNA-binding transcription factor activity, RNA polymerase II-specific; RNA polymerase II transcription regulatory region sequence-specific DNA binding. The record is from RefSeq and is a predicted model, not a curated record. The coding region runs from base 492 to 1646 and encodes 384 amino acids. NCBI's taxonomy places the organism in Eukaryota, Metazoa, Chordata, Actinopteri, Siluriformes, Bagridae.